CUAUUUGAAUAAAAGCAGAAGAACAGCCCCCUACCAUUUCUGAUUCUAGUACCUCUACUAACAGUGUCUCCAGCUGCCAACAUGCCUGUGGACUUUAGUGGGAAAUGGAUUUUGGAGAGCAAUGAGAAUUUUGACGAUUAUAUGAAAGCGCUGGAUGUUGACUUUGCCACGCGUAAAAUCGCUGCCAGUCUGGCUCAGACCAAAGUGGUUGUUCAACAGGGUGACGUGUUUGAAUUUAAAACACUGAGCGCUUUCAGGAACUAUGAGCUGGCCUUUACACUGGGUGUCGAGUUUGACGAGUACACCAAAGGACUAGACAACAGACAUGUCAAGAGUUUGGUGACCUGGGAAGGGGAUACGCUUGUUUGCAUCCAGAAAGGGGAGAAAGCCAAUCGUGGCUGGAAGCACUGGAUCCAAGGGGGCAAAAUGUACCUGGAGUUGACGUGUCAAGAUGCAGUUUGUCUACAAGUGUUCAAGAAAAAGGAUUAAGACAAAUUGUGGUGUGGACAUCUCAUCUAUUUGGACUGGGAGGUGCAACCCCUCCCAUGUCUAUUUGGCGUCAGUGGCAGCCAAUGAGUUAUACGGAUUGUGUGUAUGACAAAUCAAUUAAUCGAGGUUCAUUUCAUUUUAAUUGAGAUUAAAUGUGUCAUUAUUGUAUUUUGAGUUCAAAUACAUAUUUCUUUCAGCUUUUAGAGAAAAGUGUACUUUUGAAUUCUUUACCGGAUUGUGUGACAAUGACAAUGUGAUUAAUUGCAGGUAAUGUCACACUAAUUAUUGCGAUUAAAAUGUGUUAAUAUUGCCCUAUUAAUUAGUGAAUAAAUAAAAAUGUAUCCAAUUAUUUAAAAAAAUAAAUAAAUAAAUAAAACAUCUCCAAUCUCAGACAAAAUGCAUUGGAUGUUUAUUGCCGUCAGCGGCAGCCAAUGAGUUACUAGCUUAUAUUAUAUUAUAUUUAGGGCUGUCAAAUGAUUAAAAUUUUUAAUCGAGUUAAUUACAGCUUAAAAAUUUAUUAAUCGUAAUUAGUCGCAAUUAAUCGCAAUUCAAACCAUCUAUAAAAUAUGCCAUAUUUUUCUGUAAAUUAUAUAUAUUCUGUAAAAUAAAUUGUCGGAAUGGAAAGAUAAGACACAAGAUGGAUAUAUACAGUACAUUCAACAUACGGUACAUAAGGACUGUAGUGGGCAUUUCACUCUACUGUCAUUUAAAUCUGUCUAUGCUGUCCUCACUCCGAAGUGUCUACUUUUUCCAAAGCUAGACAGCUAGUAAACGACGCCUUAAUAAUCAGACUUCUUCCUUUUUAAUCUGAUUUAUUAAUAAAAUAGCCUCAAACCAUUGUCCUCUUUAGACCGUCAUAAAACUACAAAAAAAAAAAAAAAAAAAGUACACAAGCAUUGCAUUAGCAACAACGUUAGCUUAGCACGCUAUACAGGUUCACUAAACAUAAACAAAAAGCGUCUCAUACAAAAAAAUAGAACAUUUCGCUUACUAACAUAAUAUGUACAUUCUUUACAACAACCAUACUUACGGACAAAUCUUGUCCAAGGAUCAUAUAAGCACAACAUUACAACGUAGGCUUCAGCCCGAGACGUCGUGCAGCCAUAUGAACUGGCAAGAAAAAAAUAAACCAUGUCGCAAAGCGACCACAAGAGUUUGCUGUUGUGCUGCAGAACAAAAAGCCUUGCUGUAAAACUUACCAAAAGGCAGAAUACUGGCUGAGCGGGACAUGUGCGUUAAUUGCGUCAAAUAUUUUAACGUGAUUAAUUAAAAAAAAUAAUUACCGCGCGUUAACGUGAUAAU
Messenger RNA from Corythoichthys intestinalis (scribbled pipefish), 1791 nucleotides. It is a transcript of the gene rbp2b, whose product is annotated as retinol binding protein 2b, cellular. Gene Ontology annotation, molecular function: fatty acid binding. Gene Ontology annotation, biological process: fatty acid transport. NCBI's taxonomy places the organism in Eukaryota, Metazoa, Chordata, Actinopteri, Syngnathiformes, Syngnathidae. The transcript is spliced from 4 exons. Gene Ontology annotation, cellular component: cytosol; nucleus. The record is from RefSeq and is a predicted model, not a curated record. The coding region runs from base 82 to 489 and encodes 135 amino acids.